GCACGUCAGGAAGACGGGAGUUGGGUAAUUUUGAGAGGGAGGCUGGGGCGGGUUUGCCCGUCUUCAAAAUGGAUUUUGCAAGGCACUGAUCGGGUCUCGAGAGCCUAAGCGGCCCCCCUCCCCGCGAUCCCCUUUGGACCGCUGCCUGCACGGGCGUAAAGGACCCUCCGCAGAGACUUGAUUGGAAUGCAGAGAGUUGGGACAUAGGAUGUGGGGGACAGCUGUCCCUUAAGGAAGAAUUUCACCAGUUGUGGCUUUCCGCAUUGUGCUGCUUUCUCAGCUGUGUUAACUUCUACCCUUAAAGCCACAGAAUCACCGCCUGCAUCUUUCCAGUCUUUUGAGUUUUGACCUGUGCAAGUUGUUCUGACUCCCUGGGAAAGAAUCACCAGUAGCAGCCAUGUCGCCCGAAGAAAUGACCUACUUGACCGUGCUUCUCAUCUCCGUCCCCAUUGGUUUUCUCUUCAAGAAAGGAGGGCCGAGGACCAAGCAGUUUGGAGGGGCAGCUGCAGGGCUUUUGCUUGUGCUGGUUACCUGCCAUGUCCACACUCUCCACUCACUGGUCACUAUCCUUGGUUCGUGGCUUAUCAUCAAUAUCUCUCCAAGGUCUUGCCACUACCUGACGCUUGGAUGGACCUUUUCCUACCUGCUCUUUUUCCGCACAGUUACAUACUUCGGUUUCCCAGACCCAACACCAUUCACCAAUGCCAUACAACUCUUGCUUACUCUCAAGAUGGUGAGCUUGGCCAAUGAAGUGCAAGAAUUCACUCAAGCAAAGAAACAAGAAGUGACAUCCUUUAGCAAGUCUCCCGUGAUUGGUGUGAUCCCCAAAAUGCCAGGACUGGUGGAGAUACUGUGCUACAGUUAUUGCUAUGUGGGACUCAUGACAGGCCCGUUUUAUCGCUACCAUACUCAUUAUGAUUGGCUGAACCAGCCUAACUCUACAGUUAUCCCCAGCUGGCAACCGCUGCUUUCCAGAUCUAAGAUGCUUCCCAUCUAUGGGGUCUCAUUCCUGGUGGUCUCUCACUUCUUUCCCCUUGACUACGUGCGAAGCGACGCUUUCUACGAGCGAGCACUUCCUUUCCGCCUCUUCUACAUGAUACCCAUCUUUUUCGUCUUCCGCAUGCGUUUCUAUGUGGCCUGGCUGUGUGCCGAAAGCGCCUGUAUCGCAGCUGCCUUUGGGGCUUAUCCAGCUGCCGCCAAAUCCCGAUCAGGUGGGGGCCCCACUGUGGAAUAUGAGCCCCUCAGUAGAUCAGCUGAUGGAGAGGUGUCAAGUAUCACCUAUGAUUAUGAGACAAUUAAGAACAUUGACCCACAUGGCACAGACUUCUGCGUCAAGGUGAAAGAUGGCAUGCGCUAUUGGAACAUGACAGUACAAUGGUGGCUUGCACAAUAUAUCUACAAAAGUGCUCCUGUCCAUUCCUAUGUCAUGAGGAGCGCCUGGACUAUGCUGAUCUCUGCGUACUGGCAUGGAAUUCACCCCGGCUACUACCUCAGCUUCCUGACCAUUCCACUAUGCCUGGCUGCUGAAGGUGCAAUGGAGAACGGCUUCUUGAGACAUCUCUCCCCUGCAGGGCGUCUCUAUGGCGACUGGGUGCAGUGGUUCUUGAAAAUGCGAGCCUACGACUACAUGUGCAUGGGCUUUGUGCUGCUGACCUUUGAGGACACCGUGCGCUACUGGAGCUCCAUCUAUUAUUGCAUCCACGUGGGGGCAGUGGCCUUCUUCCUGCUGGGGAAGCUUUUGGGAGGCCGGAGGGACCAUGGCAGCUCUCCAAAGGGCAAAGAUGGGGCUGCGCAGAGCCCCCAGCGGGGGGAGUGAUGGGGUUGAGGCGAGGGGUGGCCACUAGAGGUCAGCAUAAAGCCCACAAGGUGGGGCACUCCCUUGGGUCCUGGAGACUGGGGAAGUGACACAAGACUCUCUCUUUUGUUGUCUGUUUGCUGCACUGUUGCAACCAGCGUUGGAGGUCCAAGAAUGGGAAGCAGCCGUCCUGGCUCCCAACCCCUGCUCUCGACCUGCUCCCCUGCUACAAUCCUGAUCGUUCCCAUUGCCACCUGCAAUAACUUGCUAGGCAUCAGAGUUUCUUCACUUCUAGCCGUUUUGCCUGCUAGGUUUUUUCUUUCCAGCCUCCAUUUUGCAUUCAGAGUCCUGGCUCCUCACAAGGCUCUGCUCUAACAUUUUGUUUCGUUUCUUUCCUCCUCAACCCUCAGCCAUUUUUCACAGGAGCAUGUCAGAACGUCGCAGGAAUGAGCUGGCCUCCAAUUCUUGCCUGCUUCCUAAGAUGCUCCUGGCUGUUUUUUUUAAUGCAUACAUUAUCUAUAUAGAGACACACAUGCACAACCAUAUAUAUGUACUACAGCUGUACUAGCUGAAGGUAUGUUUUGGGAGUCAUAGUGGAUGGUAAAGUUGAGGGCUGUAAUAGGUCGUAAUGUGGGAACAUGUCCCAGCUUGAGUGGUGGCAGCACUCUGUGUAAUGAGCUGUACAAAACUCUGACAGACUCUGUGUCCUGAAUCAGUGACCCCCUUCUACCAAGCGGGGUGAGGUUCUGGGAAUUGUGGAUGCACUUCUGGCUCCAGCAUCUACCAUGACAAAGGAGAGCCAACUUGCAUUUUGUUAACGUGGAGAAAAGCAAGAAGUCCUGAAAAGAAAUUUUGCAUACUUCCGAAGUCUGGUUCAGGUGCUGCAGAUUUAAAGGAUCAACCAGGUGUUUUAGAUGCAGGAUUGUAUUUUAGGAAGUGCAGGUGCUGCUGGGGGCAGAGGUGGCUUGAAAAGUAUAUUUCAGGUUUAUGGGCUUUGAAAGUUGGGUUUUAUAUUACAGAACCAAACUUCUAUUGAUGCCAGUACGAUUUUGUCUCUCUCUUGGGGAGGGGGGUCAUGAAGAAGUGAAAAAGAAAAACUUGAUCUGAUCUGACUGCAACCCCACUUUGUAGCCAAGGCUACUGUAGCUCAGUUGGAAACUUAAUGAGAAAUAAAAGUUUUGAACGAGA
Eublepharis macularius is the source of this 2983-nucleotide messenger RNA. RefSeq names its product lysophospholipid acyltransferase 7-like. Gene Ontology annotation, cellular component: membrane; mitochondria-associated endoplasmic reticulum membrane contact site. Gene Ontology annotation, biological process: lipid modification; phosphatidylinositol biosynthetic process. Lineage: Eukaryota; Metazoa; Chordata; Lepidosauria; Squamata; Eublepharidae. The transcript has 9 exons. Gene Ontology annotation, molecular function: lysophospholipid acyltransferase activity. Bases 398 to 1816 code for a protein of 472 amino acids. The record is from RefSeq and is a predicted model, not a curated record.